Heterobilharzia americana is the source of this 1545-nucleotide messenger RNA. NCBI's taxonomy places the organism in Eukaryota, Metazoa, Platyhelminthes, Trematoda, Strigeidida, Schistosomatidae. The record is from the annotation of a GenBank genome assembly.
AUGCAUAUUCAAGAGGUGAAUACACCAGUGAUUCAUAAUAUGGUCUCGGUUAUGUCAUUGGAAAAUAUGUCAGCUUUUGAUAACGAAUCAUCUUUGGAAGUAUCCAAUUGUCAAGAGUACAGUUCUCAUGAAAUUCAUUCUGAUGAACAAUCUACUGAAGAUAGUACUAGUAAUGAAUUAACAACCACGAAAUAUGAAAUUACACAACUCUCUGGAUUAAAUUCAUUUCAAAAUGAAAAUGUACAUAAAUCUAAAAGUUCCUCAUAUAUCCAUCAUAUUCCAUCUGAUGAAAUUAAAUCUAAAGUUGAAAGUUAUUCUGAAUUGAAAACCGGUGAUAGUAUAUCUCAUCAGUUGGCUAUACCCCCUACAGCCUAUCGUUCACCAGCACCAUUCUGGUAUGAACCAGCAGCUGUAGCUGCAAAUAAUGCUUGUGAUUAUACAAUUAAAAUUACUUUGGAAAUGGCUAAAUCUGGUCAAGCUCCUAGACCAGUUCGAGUGUAUGCUGAUGGAGCCUAUGAUAUGUUUCAUUCUGGUCAUGCUCGCCAAUUAAUGCAAGCCAAGUGUGCCUUUCCAAACACUUACCUCAUCGUAGGUGUAUCUAAUGAUGCUGAUGUACAUCAUUAUAAAGGUCGCACAGUUAUGAAUGAAAAAGAGCGUUAUGAAGCUAUUCGGCACUGUCGAUAUGUAGAUGAGGUUAUAAAUGAUGCACCUUGGUCUAUUACAGACGACUUUUUACAAAAACACAAGAUUGAUUUUGUUGCACAUGAUGACAUUCCCUACGCAUCGCCUGACAGUGAAGACGUGUAUAAACCACUCAAAGAUGCUGGCAUGUUUCUUGUUACUCAACGUACAGAAGGGAUUUCUACUACUGAUGUGAUUGGUCGUAUUGUACGGGAUUAUGAUGUCUAUUUAAGGCGGAACAUUCAACGAGGAUUGUCAAGAAAAGAUUUAAACAUUAGUUAUAUGAAGGAAAAAAGUAUCCGAUUACAGGAUAAUCUUGAGACAAUGAUGAAACGAGGCUCUAGUUUCAUUCAAAAUUUUGAUAGUAAACGUCGUGAGUUUGUUGAUCAAUUAGAGGAUAUUUCACAUGAAGUUGUUCGAUCAUUUAUGCGUAUUUUUGGUUCUGAUGGUCAUCUACGUCAUUGGUGGUCAUCACGUAAACGUGCAAUCUCCAAUUCAACUUUUUCAACACCACAGACAUCACCAACCUGUAGUGCAAGUGAAGAUGAACUCGAAGAAACUUAUUGUAAAAAACCAAGAAAGUGUUAUAGCGUGAAUUAUGGUUCUCGUUCCAGUAGUCCUAUCACUGAUUCUGAUGAACAAAUAAAUGAAAUGAGAAUGUUGUCAAGUACAAAAGAACCAGAUGCAUACUUAUCUCCAUUACGUGCUGAAAAUCAAAUCGAUAACACGUUCACCAUUACAACUGAAACUAGACGAUUAUUUCCUCGUCAAGGAUCGAAAAGUGAAUCGAGACUACGCAAAAAUAGUUAUCGUAGUCUACAUUCCACAGUGAAACAUAGUAUCCUGCUUAUCUGUACCAACUAA